Messenger RNA from Pygocentrus nattereri (red-bellied piranha), 2264 nucleotides. RefSeq lists its product as uncharacterized. Lineage: Eukaryota; Metazoa; Chordata; Actinopteri; Characiformes; Serrasalmidae. The coding region runs from base 100 to 873 and encodes 257 amino acids. The record is from RefSeq and is a predicted model, not a curated record. The transcript has 3 exons.
AGUGUGUAUGAGGUGAGCUGAGGGUGGACGGAGCUCAGACAGCAAAAAGCUGAACCUACAGACGCACACGCAGUCCUCAAGACAGAAAACCUCAAGACCAUGACGAUAGGCAAGAGCUCCAAGAAGAACAAGGCUCCUCGCUCUCCUCCUUUUUUGGACCGGGCCAGUGGAUUCUACGGACGUUUAGAUGAAACGGAAGCUGAGUUGGGGAGGGAGGCGGAGACCAGAGGGAAAGAGCCAACAACAAAGACCACAGUAGGAGAAAGGAGCAGCGUGGAGCGAGUCACAGAUGAACGAGAGCAUAGCAUUUUUGACUUCAACCAGGGCAUGAUGGAAGACGACGGGGCCAUGCUGCUGCAGAGAAAGCCCAGCCGUCUGAGCCGCCGCUGGAGCAGAAAAAGCUCCAGGAGGACCAAGGUUGAGCAAAACUGCCUGGAGAAGGAGAGCCAAAGCAAAGGAACUGAGAGCGAGAGAGUUUCUGCUGUGGAACAGAACCCAGACAUACAGUCUGACAGCAAAGCUGAAGCAAGAUCCACCAGCAGAGCUCCAGAGCCAAUGCUGGUCCACUUCUCCAUCCAAGUAGAAGCUGAUGAUCAGGCGCUCAUCUCAGAAAGAAAGGAGAAACUGAGAGAGAUGGAGGAGGAGAAGAGAGGAGAAACGGAGGAGAAAACAGGUCGAGAAAAUAUGAAGGUCAUGAAAAGGAGCACACUCAGGAGUUAUCGCAAGGCCUUUGACAGAGCAUUUCGCAGAGGCUGGGAAACCUUUGUUGCAAACCUGUACACCGUGACCCUCACACCCAUCUCCUCCUCCUCAUCAUCCUCACAGACCACAUCCACAAUGAACCAAAACAUUGCUCUGGCAGAGUACAGAUAAUAUAGAAUCAGAAACUGCUUUGUUUUGCAAAUAACAUGUACAUUUCAGUGAUUAAUUGACUGAAAAUGUGUUCCAAUAUGAUAUUUAUUAUAAUAGUUUAGGACAAAAUAAAUUUGAGCUAUUUAUAUUUACCCUGUUAUGUAAUCCAGGUUUAUUACUAAUCAUAAAACUAUACAGCAUGUAGAGUCUGCUGUAUAGCUCAGGGUUUAUAGCUGCACUAAUGGAAACGUGUAUCUUACGUCCGACCGUAUAAUUUAUACUGAUCUGUAAUUUUUAUGGUCCUGUAUUGUGUAAAGUUCAGAGUCUAGCGCUGGUCCUGUUUUAGCAAGGUUACAAUGCUUACUUUUGAAUACUUGGCUUUUGCCUUACAUGUAGUGCUGACUGGGGGCAAAGUGAACUAACAUACUGUUCCUGCCUACAUAAACACAGGGUCUUUGGCCUAGAGAACACGUACCCCCUUACACCACCUACUGGAGCGUUUUAGGACUUCUUCCAAAUGUUAUGAAACAGAAGAGCAGGGAACAGAAUAAUGGAGACAGAGGGCGUUGGCUUGUCUGAAAUCUCCAAUACUGGGAGCUCAACUUAACACUUUUUUCUUUUUCCAGAACCCUCUUCAUUACAUUAAUUAGCAUCUUUUUGGCCAUGAAGCGUAUGACUGAGCCAGCUGGUUGAGGUAUCUGUACUGACCACAAAAUAUGUGCAAAGAAUUAAUACAUCUUGAGAAAAUAGUUUCUGAUCAAAAGCAUAGAUGGUCAAGAGGGUCUAUUUUGUUUGUUUAUUUUUUAUUUUGAUUUUAAGAUUAGGAAAAGGCAAUGGAAACUUUUAUAAUUCUUUUUUUUAAAUUAUUUUUAUGUCUUAAUUCAAAGUUUCCUUUUCAACAGAAUUUCAUGUAAUAAAGAGAAAUGAAACAUGAGACAUGACAAUAUUUGCAAGAUCAUUUUUUGAGUGCAUGUAAAUAAAACAACCUUAAGUAUAUAUGUUAUUAAAAUAACCUAGAUCUAUAUUUUGUUAUUUAGAUACACAGGGUUGGGAUAGCUACUGAAAAAUCAGUAGUUAGCUACUUUCUUAAAAUGUGUAGGUAGCUACGAUUUAGCUACUUUUCCAGAAAGAGUGGUGGCCACUUUUUAGCAACUUUUUGAAGAGUAGUGCAUUACUCUUUAGCUACUUUCAAAGCAUGAUUCACAAAGAUUAAUCCUAGCCACUGCACAGACACGGCUUUUAAUCCUGUACCUGAAAGAUACACACAAUUGAAAAGCUGCAAAUACACAAAAAGAUCACCAAAACGUGUAACAACAAUCAAACUUACACAAAACUUACACAUUAAGACUAAAUACAAUCAUUCCAGGUUUUUCCUAACAAAAAUCAACAAAAAUAAAUGAAUAUAAACCAGA